CCUUCCUUUUCUGUGUUUCCCCUCUCUCUCUCUCUCUCUCUCUCUCUCUCUGUGCUAGCUGCUAGCAGAGCAGAGUGUCAGUCAGUGAGUGCGCAGUGCAUGUUCGCCAUGGCAAGCGCCGGCGGCAAGGAGGAGCCUGGAUUGUUGGUGAAGCAGGGGACCAAGCUCCACGCCAAGAUGCUCUCCAAGGAGGCGGCGGCGCAGCUCGCGGUACCGUCGUUCCGGGUGUACUACUCCGUGGCGUCGGCCGGCGCGGUGCCGUUCCUGUGGGAGUCGCAGCCGGGCACGCCCAAGCACGACUCGUCCUCCGCGGCCGAGCUCCCGCCGCUCACGCCGCCGCCGUCCUACUACUCCGCAGGCCGGGGCGGCGCCGGCGCCGGCCGCUCCAGGAGCCGCCGGCCCGGCCUCCUCGCCGCCAUCCUCCCCAGGAUCACCCUCCACCGGUGGCCCGGCAGCAGCCGGACGACGUCGGCGUGCCCGUCCUGGUCCUCCACGUCCUGGUCGUCCUCGAGUUCCAACACGUCGUCCACGAUGUCGCCCGUGUUCACCGUCCAGUCGUCGCCCGCCGUGCACGUGGGGGCUUCCCGCGGCCACCACGGGCGCGCGAUCUCGGCCGGCGGCGCCUACGACGAGGCCACGCCGCGGUGCUUCUCGGUGGAGCGUGAGUGCUACGAGAGGCGGGUCGUGAAGGGGUGCGGCGUCGCGGUGGCCUUAAGGAACGCGCUGGCCACGGUCGUCGUCGGCAAGCCCGGUCGGCGAGCUGCCACCAGCGCCGCAGCAUAGACAGGAUUUGAUUGAAAUUGAUAUGGCUAAGAAGCUCAGGGUGUGCUUUGCAUUUUGCCGCAGCAUGUGUCAUGUAACGUACUCCCACCGUCCUAAAAUAAGUGCGUAUCAUGUUUAUGUA
This is a messenger RNA of Zea mays, 904 nucleotides long. RefSeq lists its product as uncharacterized. The transcript has a single exon. Bases 100 to 783 code for a protein of 227 amino acids. NCBI's taxonomy places the organism in Eukaryota, Viridiplantae, Streptophyta, Magnoliopsida, Poales, Poaceae. The record is from RefSeq and is marked predicted.